UUUAGAAGGGCUUGAAAGCUCUCUCUGUGGAAGAGGACUCAACAGCGACAUCUCAGAUGAACUCCGAUCGCUGCGAGAAGCCCUAAUUCCUCUGGAGUUUCCGAUAGUCCUCGUCGGGAAAUAUUGCUUUCCCCGUUGAAUCAAUGGAUGGUAACAAAGACGACGCGUUGAAAUGCCUCAAAAUCGGCAAGGAUGCGAUGGAAUCAGGAGAUCGAUCUCGCGCUUUGAAGUUUCUUGAGAAAGCUCGUCGUCUUGAUCCGUCUCUCCCGAUCGAUGUUCUUGUUUCGGAUCUGAACAAGCAAUCGGAAGAACCAGCGGCGGCGGAGGAGGAUGAUUCGCCUGGAUCUGCCGCCAACGAGUCAUCAAAGCCGCCGUCGGAUCGACCUUCUCUUCGUCAACGUGGAUCUUCUUCGUCAUCGACCGCGGGAUCGUCAUCAUCGUCUUUCACGGAAGAACAACGAGCGAUCGUGAGGGAGAUAAAAUCGAAGAAGGAUUACUAUGAGAUUCUUGGAUUGGGGAACACAUGUUCAGUGGAGGAUUUGAGGAAAUCGUAUCGGAAACUCUCGUUGAAAGUUCAUCCCGAUAAGAACAAGGCUCCUGGUUCUGAAGAAGCUUUUAAAUCAGUCUCUAAGGCGUUUCAAUGCCUAAGCAACGAAGACACUAGGCGUAAGUACGACGUCAGUGGUUCAGACGAGCCUUCUUAUCAACCACGCCGAGCUGCUAGAAGAAACAACGGUUUCUACGAUGAUGAGUUUGAUGCUGAUGAGAUUUUCAGAAGCUUCUUUGGUGGUGGAAUGAAUCACGCCACUACUACUCAAUUCAGAUCAUUUAAUUUUGGUGCAGGGACAACUAGAACAGCUAACCAAGGUUCUGAUACAGGAUUCAAUCCUCGUGUACUUCUUCAGUUGCUUCCUGUUGUGUUCAUACUACUACUCAACUUUUUGCCUUCUUCUCAACCAAUUUACUCACUCUCUCCGUCGUAUAACUACGAGCACAAGUUCACCACUCAUAGGGGCGUCAAUUACUUUGUCGGAUCAGCCAAGUUCGAGCAGGAGUAUCCGAUAAAUAGUCCCGAGAGACAGAGGGUUGAGGAGCAGGUUGAUAGAGAUUACUUGUCUAUACUUGGUCAGAAUUGUCGACAUGAGCUUCAGAGACAACAAUGGGGGUUUGUACGCGAAACGCCACACUGCGACAUGAUGAGGAGGUUUGAUUCAGCUGCUGCGUAAGCCUUUCAGGUCAGAGAGAGAGAGAGACUAAAGCACCAAGUUAGUAUACUCAAAACUCCAAGAGACUUGCUUGGAUUGUUCCGAGACAUAGAUAUGGUACUUACUAACUUCUGAGCAUUUGCUUCAGAGAGUUUGAUUUCUAAGUCCCAGCCUCAUAUACAUUGAUUACUGUGCUCCUUAUGAUGUUUAGUAUGAGACAUAUUGUGUGUGAUUAAUUCUUAUUCUGAAUAAUACUUCUCUUUUGCUUUGAA
Messenger RNA from Camelina sativa (false flax), 1477 nucleotides. Lineage: Eukaryota; Viridiplantae; Streptophyta; Magnoliopsida; Brassicales; Brassicaceae. The record is from RefSeq and is a predicted model, not a curated record.